AUGGGAGCGGGGCUCCAAGGUGCUGGCAGGCCUGUCUGGGUUAUUAAUGACAGCGAUAGACCGGACCUCACACACUCCAUCACCUUGCGCCUUACACACCAGCAGCUCAUCUACCACGCUGACACCUGGCAGCCUCACCCCCGCCUCACCCCGCCUCACCUCUCCGCCAACCCGGGACCGGAGCAAUGCUUUCUGGGGCCCCCAGACAACAUGUUGGCUUGGCUACAGACACUUGCAAAGCCCGAACAGAUUGACUUUGAGCAGCGCAGCAGGCAAAGCCAAAUGCCAAAAAGCUCAAAGCCUUGGAAGAGGACGUUGAAGGAGAAGGUCUCAGGUACAAGACGGGAGAUAUUAUCCAAAAAGUCCAAUGGUGAUCUAAAUCAGGCAGCUUCCUCCUCCAAUCCACAAUCACAACAACCUAAUGUCUCCACCUGCUUUGGCUCAUCAAACGCCAGUUCAGGGAAGAGACGUAAAGGGAAAGGAUACAAGUGGAGAAAUCAAAAGAAAGGCAAACAAAGACAGAAAAAUGUAGGUGGCUCCAAACGGAAGAGAAACUCCAGAGUCCAAAAUCAGACUGUUCAGAACCAGAGAACACCACAACAGGACACCCAGCCAAUCAUUGGAGUGGACAUAAGCAGCUGUCAGUGGCUCUGGUACGGAGCUUACGUUGGCAACGAGACACGCAGCAUCGAGUUCAAACAGGGAACAGGAAACUAUAUGGAGAUGGUUUUCGGCUCUCACGUUCGCAGGUACGGCUGUGCCUUCCUGAACAGUGGGGGAGGUACUCUGCUGGUCGGGGUGAGUGACAGUGGAAUGGUGGGCGGUGUGUGUUUCGACCAUAAAAGGGAGGAUAACGCCCGCCUGCAGGUGGACUCUACUGCACAGCAAUUCCAUCCUCCUCUCCUUCCACACAACUACAGCCUGCGCUUCCUGCCUGUGAUAAAGCCCGGAGUGAAAGAAGAGCAGCUCAAGGUGCUGUGCCUCACCUUCACAGCACCUCCAGUCUUCCAUCAGCCAAGCCUUUAUCACGUCGACCAGGGACACGUGUACAUGAGGCGGGAUGGGAGUGUGCAGGGGCCCGUGGGUGCUCCUGUCAUCAUAGAGUGGUUCACACAGAUGUGGGCUGGUAAGGUGCAGCAGCUGGAGCAGUCUGCGCAUGAAGCGAUGCGUGAGAAGUGGUUCUUAGCUGGGCAAGUCCAAAUACUACGAGAGAUCAUAGAAUCACUGCAGUCGGAGAGGGAGACCAGUGCAUCCAGGGAGCGGAGGAGGAAGAAGAAGGAGAACAAGAAAUUAAAGUCCACCAGCCAGGGCUUCCAAUCUGACUCUGGAACCUCCUGCACCUCCAGGACAUAGUCUGAUGUGAAUGUGUCUGGGUGUGAGGUCCCACUGAAAUGCACACAGUAGUAAAUAAAGUCAAAACAGCAAGCAAAAGCAAAGAUUGUUUGUGUUUGUGUUGUUUGUGUUCUCUCAAUUACUUAUCCAUAACUCUAUGGAGUCUGGGGCUAUUUAGUCCAUUUUUGAAUCAUUUUCAU
This is a messenger RNA of Centropristis striata (black sea bass), 1532 nucleotides long. RefSeq names its product schlafen-like protein 1. The transcript has 6 exons. The record is from RefSeq and is a predicted model, not a curated record. The coding region runs from base 1 to 1353 and encodes 450 amino acids. NCBI's taxonomy places the organism in Eukaryota, Metazoa, Chordata, Actinopteri, Perciformes, Serranidae.